AAAGAAAUGGAAGAGGGCUCCAGUUCUCCGGUCUCCCCUGUGGAUAGUCUGGUGACCAGCGAGGAGGAGCUGGACAGGCAGCAGAAGCGCUUCACGGCGAAGAGGAGGCAGAGCAAGAAGUCCAGCGAGGACAGCAGCGGCGGCAGCAGCCCGGGUCCGGUGAAGAGGGUCAAGAAGCCGAGUCCGAGCAGCAACCAGUCGUACGAGGAGCUGCAGAACCAGCGGGUCCUGGCCAACGUGCGGGAGCGCCAACGGACCCAGUCUCUGAACGAGGCCUUUUCGUCGCUGCGUAAAAUCAUCCCCACGCUGCCCUCGGACAAACUCAGCAAGAUACAGACGCUGAAGCUCGCCUCCAGGUACAUCGACUUCCUCUGUCAGGUGCUGCAGAGCGACGAGAUGGACAACAAGAUGUCCAGCUGCAGCUACGUCGCGCACGAGAGACUCAGUUACGCGUUCUCGGUGUGGAGGAUGGAGGGCGCUUGGUCAAUGUCAGCAUCUCACUAGCAGCCCAGAGAGACCUUCAAUCACAAUGCCAAAGCGACUGUUUACUUCUACAAAGUAUGAAGACCAAAGGGAUUAUUGAAGAACCCAUCGAC
Molecule: messenger RNA, 596 nt
Organism: Anoplopoma fimbria (sablefish)
Lineage: Eukaryota; Metazoa; Chordata; Actinopteri; Perciformes; Anoplopomatidae
Gene: twist2
Product: twist2
Exons: 2
Coding region: 7-504 (165 amino acids)
Biological process (GO): regulation of transcription by RNA polymerase II; developmental process
Molecular function (GO): protein dimerization activity; RNA polymerase II transcription regulatory region sequence-specific DNA binding; DNA-binding transcription factor activity, RNA polymerase II-specific
Source: RefSeq, a predicted model, not a curated record